AUGACAACAACAACAACACCGCCGCCAACAAUGACACUCUCUUACCCCAACCCAUCCCUGUCCUCGAUGGAUGGCGAGGACCACCCCCGGGCAUCACCCGCUUCGAUAUCCUCCUCGAUGACAGUAACCAACACCGCCGAACAACUAGAAUUUGAAGAGGAGAAGCUAUCAGAGCCACCUUCAAAGAGACCAGUCAUGCGUCAGGUCCUCUUAACUCUCGUAAUCUGCCUAGGCCUAAUGUUCUCCUGCCUCGACACCUCAAUCGUCUCAACCUCUCUCUACAGAAUAGCAGGCGAUUUCCAAAACACGCGAGACAUCUCAUGGAUCAUCCUCUCGUAUCUCCUGACGUACAUGUCCUUUGCCGUGGGGUUCUCCAAGCUAUCCGACAUUUACGGCCGCAAAGCAAUUAUGCUGGCGGCAUGGCUGUUGUUUACUCUCGGGUCGAUCUGGUGCGGUUGGGCGGGUUCAAUGACGCAGUUGAUUGCGGGGAGGGCGGUUCAGGGAGUGGGAGGGUCAGGGCUGUACUCGCUGGCGCAGGUUUGUCUUGUUGAGCAAGGACCGGCGAGGCCGGAGGUGGUGGGGGGGUUGGUGGGGAUCACGUUGAGCGUGAGUUUUGUGCUUGGGCCGGUGAUGGGAGGGGGGAUAAGUGAUGGGUGGUGGUGGAGGGGGGUUUUUUGGGUCAAUAUACCGGUUGGGGUCUUGGCCAUGGUGGGAAUCUUGACUCUGUGGCCGUGGGAGAGGAUGGCGUUUGGGAGGAGGGAGGCGGAGUAUCAACACCAGGGGGCCAAGAUGGGGGGGUUCUGGCACAAGAUCGCCAGGGUGGACUUUAUUGGGAACACGCUGUUGGCGCUGGCGUCGAUAUUGCUAGUGUUUGCGCUGCAGGAGGCGGGGAGGUAUGUCUGGCGGUGGGAUAGCCCGGUCAUAAUAUGGUCGUUGGCUAUUUCGGUGGUGAGUUUUGUGUUGUUCGGAGUGUGGGAGUGGUAUUUGUAUCGAGGGGGAGAAAGCGGGAAGGUGAGGAUUGAGGGGAUAUUUCCGGUUGGGUUGGUCAAGGGGAGGGUUUAUGCUUGUGUUUUGGUCAACACGUUACUAUCCGGGUUCGUCUACAUCGCCCUCGUGAUUAACAUCCCCGAGAGGCUUCAGGUUGCAUAUUUUGACUCUCCGCUCUGGGCGGGGGUUCAUUUGCUGCCUAUGCUUGGAUGUUGCGCCUUUGGAAGUUUUCUUGGGGGGUUGGUUUCCAAGAAAAGGGACCUCACCUCUCAUACAUUAAUCAUCGGCAGUUUAAUCCAAGUUCUUGGACUGGGACUAACAGUCGGGUUUGACUCCCGCGCUGGAAACAAACUUCCCCUAGGGCAAUUAUUGGGGUUUACGGCUGUGUAUGGACUAGGAGUUGGCCUGUCUUUUGCCAGCGCCACCAUCAUCGCUGCUGUGGAAGCAGGAAGCGAGGAUUUGGCUGCUGCGCAGGGGGCCGUGGCGCAGGCGAGGGUGUUUGGAGGCGCGCUGGGGUUGGCGGUAGGGGGGAUAUUGAUGAAUCAACGCCUUAAGGGGGAGUUGAGCGGGGUGCUGAAGGGGAAGGGGUUGGAGGAGGUGCAUAAGAGUUUGUAUGGGAUUUUGAGGCUGGGGGUCGAUGAUAGGAACAGGGUGGUGGAGGUUUAUGUGGGCGGUUUUGGGAAGAUAAUGUGGGUGUUUUUGGGGGUGGCGGUUGUAUCAGCUGUUGUUGCUUGUGGGACUUGGAGAGGGAAGGGAGGAGAGAAGACGGUGGUGGAGGUUAUGGAAGGGCAUCAGGUUGGCAGGGGAGGUGGUGGGAGGAAAGAGAGGGAGAUGGAAUUGGAGAGUGCGAGCAGUGUCAAAAGGUUGAUGGGGUGAUUCUGGGGGGGAGGUUUCUUGAUGUUGAAGAGGUUUUUUUGGGAAAUACCCUGUCUUUUGUUUGUUGAGGGGGGUUGACUGGGUGAAGCGAGAUGUUUUGUUUACGUUCAACAGGCGUUUUCAUUUAGCGGUGUGGGGUUGUUAGUUGGUAUAGGUGUUUGAACCUUUUAUGUAUAUCACCACGUUUUUGGAGGGGUUAUAUCUUUCUUUUUCUGUUGGGGGGUCAUCUUUCUAUUCUUUGGGGGUAGGUUAACUUUAGGUUUGGCUUUUUUGGACGUUUUAUUCUUCUGACAGAGUUUUGUUGAAGUUGGGGGAGAGAGCUUUUGUUUAUUAACGGGU
Molecule: messenger RNA, 2202 nt
Organism: Podospora pseudopauciseta
Lineage: Eukaryota; Fungi; Ascomycota; Sordariomycetes; Sordariales; Podosporaceae
Exons: 3
Coding region: 1-1863 (620 amino acids)
Biological process (GO): transmembrane transport
Cellular component (GO): plasma membrane
Molecular function (GO): transmembrane transporter activity
Source: RefSeq, a predicted model, not a curated record